CGGGCUGUCACAGGAGGCAGGCAGCGUGGAGCAGCUCUCCCUGCACUGUGCUGAGGGCUCGCUGGAGUGGCUGUACCCCACGGGGGGCCUUCGCCCCCGCCUGCCCCGCCUCCCCCCCAUCACUGCUGCCACCAAGGACAGGAACCUCCAGCACAUCACUGCCUGCGUCAAACCCACUGGGAGCUUCCGAGGGGCUCAGCUCUACCUGGAGAGGGAGGGGGGGCUGGAGCUGCUGCUGCCAGAGGCCCCCCGGCCCCGUGUCCGCUGCUUCAGCUGGCUGCCCUGGGAGAAGGUAGCUCUCUUCCUGCAGGCCACUCCGCACCGCGACAUCAGCCGCCGCAUCGCCGCCUUUCGCUAUGAGCUGCGGGGAGGCUGCACCCGGGUCUGCCCGCUGCCAGCCUCAGGGGCAUGCCGGCCAUGCAACGACACUGAGAUCCUGAUGGCCAUUUGCACUAGUGACUUUGUGAUCCGUGGCAGCAUUCGGAGUGUCUCGAACGAUGUGGAGCUGCAGGAAUCCGUCAUCGGGGUGAGCGCUGCCCGCAUCCACCGCCAAAAGUUCCCCCUCUUCCAGGCAGGGGAGUGGCCAGGGCGGCCAGCAGGCAGCAUCCGCACCCCGCUGCGCUGUGGGGUCAAGCCGGGCCCUGGCACCUUCCUCUUCACGGGGUGGCUGCAUUUCGGUGAAGCCUGGCUGAGCUGUGCGCCCCGCUACAGGGACUUCCAGCGCAUCUACGAGGGGGCACGACGCAUGCGCCAAAAUCCCUGCGAGUUACCCAUG
Molecule: messenger RNA, 775 nt
Organism: Mesitornis unicolor (brown roatelo)
Lineage: Eukaryota; Metazoa; Chordata; Aves; Mesitornithiformes; Mesitornithidae
Gene: METRN
Product: meteorin, glial cell differentiation regulator
Biological process (GO): positive regulation of axonogenesis; glial cell differentiation
Molecular function (GO): hormone activity
Source: RefSeq, a predicted model, not a curated record